Messenger RNA from Beta vulgaris subsp. vulgaris (sugar beet), 903 nucleotides. Its product is annotated as peptidyl-prolyl cis-trans isomerase. Bases 84 to 599 code for a protein of 171 amino acids. NCBI's taxonomy places the organism in Eukaryota, Viridiplantae, Streptophyta, Magnoliopsida, Caryophyllales, Amaranthaceae. The record is from RefSeq and is a predicted model, not a curated record. The transcript has a single exon. Gene Ontology annotation, molecular function: peptidyl-prolyl cis-trans isomerase activity. Gene Ontology annotation, biological process: protein folding; protein peptidyl-prolyl isomerization.
CUCUUCUCCCCACCAUCUCUAAACCCAACAAACCCUAAAUUAAUUCAAACAAAAACAAAUUCCCAAAUCCCCAAAUCUCAAAAAUGUCAAACCCUAGAGUUUUCUUCGACAUGGAAGUCGGCAACCAACCUGCCGGAAGAAUCGUGAUGGAACUCUUCGCCGAUUGCGUCCCCAAAACCGCCGAGAAUUUCCGUGCACUUUGCACCGGCGAAAAAGGUACCGGUAAAAAAGGUAAACCUCUUCACUACAAAGGCUCAUGUUUCCACCGUGUGAUUCCUGGUUUCAUGUGCCAAGGAGGUGAUUUCACCGCUGGAAAUGGUACCGGUGGUGAAUCAAUUUACGGCGAUAAAUUCGCCGAUGAAAACUUCGUGAAGAAGCAUACUGGUGCUGGUAUUCUUUCCAUGGCUAAUGCUGGACCUAACACUAAUGGAUCUCAGUUUUUCAUCUGCACUGCUAAAACUGAGUGGCUUGAUGGUAAACACUGUGUUUUUGGACAGGUUGUUGAAGGUCUUGAUGUUGUUAAGGCUAUUGAGAAAGUUGGUUCAAGUGGUGGUAGAACUUCUCAGAAAGUUGUUGUUGCUGAUUGUGGUCAACUUUGAGAGAAUUAUUGAAUAUUCUCUCUUAUUAUGAUCAUAAUAAUAUCUAUGAUGAUGUUAGAUCUUAUGUGAUCUUUAUCUAUCUAUUUAAUUUGGUUGUUUUUAGGGGUUUUAGGAAGAACAAUGAGUGGAAGAGAAGAGAUUAUGGUUUAGAAAUUCAGUCUCUGUUAAUCAAUCUGUGUUUUUUUUGUUUCGUUUUUUUUUUUUGUUUUAGUGAGUUGUGUUGGUGUUGUUUAAUGGUGGUCUGAUGAUCAUGAUGCUUCUCUUGGGACAUUGGAAAAUAAUGGAAAUGCUAUUUUUAAUCUCA